UAAUUUUUAAAGUCGAACCGAGAGGUCGGUCGGUCGGUCGGUCAGCAGCGAAACGCGAACGAGAUCCCGGGCUCUCUGCGUCUGCGGUAGGAUAAUUAAGCGUGACGCGUGUGCGUAACAUAAAAAUAACCAUAAACCAAAUGCCAGCCAUCCAGUCGGCGAGCACAGCACUCGUGUCCAGUGAGAAGUGAAGUGAAGUGUAUCCGUAUCCGAGUCGAACGGAAAGGAAACGAAAGACGAAACGAAGGUUAACUAAAACCAAAAAUUCGAAAUUCCUUUUCAAAAUCGAGGAACAAAUAAAAGAAGAGCACGCACACCGGUUUUGUGCGAGAGAAAAAAAAGACCAAGGGCCAAGACGAAUCAUAAAAGCAAAAAAAAACUAAGCCCCAAAGGAAUUCUUCCCCUCGCGAGAUGAACGGAAGGCGAUUGUUGGGCUGCUGCCUGGCUCUGAGCCUGAUCUUCUGUUGUUGCGCCUCCCCAGUGUCUUUGGUCGAUGUGAGCAUCUCAAAGGGUCCCCAAGCCGCGGUGACCGUCAAAGAGCAGAGCGGGCUACAGAUGCCCUGCCAAUAUCAGCUACCUGACGGGUAUCGCCAGAGCAGCAGCGUCAUCCUGCGCUGGCGCAAGGACAACAAGACCCUGCGUCAGGCGGAGCUGGGCCAGACAAGCAGCACCACCAGCGAGCCCCAGCUGGAGAGCAUGCUGCGCGAGGAUGCGAGACUCACGCUGAACAGGGAGACCGGAGCCCUGCAGUUUGCCAGCGUUCUGGCCAGCGAUGCGGGCAAAUACCAGUGCCAGUUGCUGGUCGAGGGAGAGAUGGCUGCCAGCUCUAGCAGCGGCAUCCUGGAGGUAAUCGAGCAGCUGAAGUUCGUGCCGCAGCCCACCUCGAAGAAUCUGGAGCUGGGCUCGCUGAGCAAAGUGCACUGCAAGGCUCAGGGAACGCCGCCGCCGCAAGUCAAAUGGAUGAGGGAGACCCAACUGCCGCUGCCGGCGAACGUGACCGAUCUGAAUGGCACGCUGAUCUUCAGCCAGGUCAGCAACGACCAGCGCGGACAGUACACUUGCUUUGCCUCGAACAGCCAGGGCCAGAUCAGUGCCACAGUGUCCAUCAGUGUGGUGGUGGCGCCCAAGUUCAGUGUGCCGCCAGAGGGGCCCAUUGAGGUGACCGAAUCGGGAACGGCCGUCAUCCACUGCCAGGCGAUUGGGGAGCCGAAGCCCACGAUUCAGUGGGACAAGGACCUCGCCUAUCUCAACGAGAACAACACGGACGGGGAUCGCUUCACUCUGCUGGAGAACGGCACUCUGGAGAUACGGAAUGUCCAGGCCGAGGACGAGGGACGCUAUGGUUGCACCAUCGGCAGCAGUGCUGGCCUGAAGCGUGCGGAUGUCCUGCUGGUGGUCAAGUCAGCCAAAUCGGCCUCCAAUUCAAUUGUCACCCGCAUCAUCAUUGUGAUCAUCUGCUUGGCCUUCCUCUACUUCGUUCUGGUGCUGGGCCUGAAGGUCUGGUACCGCUACCGCCGCCACCUGGGCAAGGUGCAGCUAGAGGAUGCCACCCAUGCGCCCACCUGCGACGGACACGAGCAUGCCGAGCAUGAGCCCUGCCUGACGGAGGCCAACAACUCCAGCAAGAACCUGAAGAGCAAGCUGCGGGAGAGCACCAUCCUGGAGCAGGAGUCGCAGGUGGCCGAUGACAUUGUCUGAGUGCGUUGCCUCCCUUUUGCUCCUUUUGCUUCUUUCAAUGAUCUCGUCCCCACCCAUCCUCCCCUCAAAUGUUACUCCAGUUUGUUGUUGAGUGUAAAAAAAACAAAAAUCUAAAAAGAAAAAAUCGAAAA
Molecule: messenger RNA, 1829 nt
Organism: Drosophila persimilis
Lineage: Eukaryota; Metazoa; Arthropoda; Insecta; Diptera; Drosophilidae
Product: tyrosine-protein kinase-like otk
Exons: 3
Coding region: 412-1698 (428 amino acids)
Source: RefSeq, a predicted model, not a curated record